CAUUUUUGCCAAAGCAACAAUCAGACAAAAACAAUGUUCUUGACAGCGUUUCACUACGUUUUUAGCGUUUAUAUGUGGAUGGAGAUUUUUUCCACAGCUACAUGUAGAUUUUAAAAAAAACGAAAACAGAAAAUUUCUGUUUUAGUAUAUGUGUACGUAUUCAAAAAUACCCGUGUAUGUGUGAACGUAGCCUAAAUAAGCCCAACACAGAGAACUAUCACAUGCUCACCCAUUAACCUGCUUCAGUUUUAGUUGUUCACUUAUAAAUGCUAGUUGCUAGUCUCUGAAUGCCAACCUGCAUACCUGAUAUUACAUUACUGCAUAAAAAACGUGAUACUGUGAGAGACUAUUUUUUGAUUUGUAGUAAACGAUCAUCUGUAGACAUGCAUAGAGUCCAGAGGUCUAAUUGAUUUUUGUUUUUGCAGCUGCUUUCAGAAAGAAGACCAGUAAAUAAAAAUCAAGCAGUGAUGGAACAAAAGAAUCACAUAAUAAAAAGAGCAGGGCAUCAAGCUCACAGCUUUCUCUAUAAUAAACUUUCUCUAUAAUGCAGGUGGUUGUUAAACAUGUUACUCAGCAGUCGACUGCCUACCAGUGAUGAGAUUUGUUUGUCUGUUCCUGUUGUUUUUCCUGUAACAUGUACAUGUAAUGUUUGAACACUGAACAGAAAGUUCUUCUUAAUGGGAAACAUGACCAACAUUCCCCUGGUGGCAGGAUUUUUUUUUAAAUACACAGUCAGUAGUUUUAAUAGUUUGGAAAAAGGUUUACCCUAGAAAUGCUAAUUAUUGGUAAUUGGCACAUAUCCCACUAAUUUAGUUUACAGGAUCCACACUGUGUGCACAGUAUAUAGUGAAGUCUGCAUGUUUUUGAACAGUGAAAUUAGUUUUGUGCCCAAAUGAUUCUGCAUCAGAAUGAAAAGUUAUUGGCCAUGUUUGCUUUUUAUAAAUAUGCUUUCAUGACAUUAUUGUGUGUCGGGCUAUCCGGACUGACAAGUGAGACAUUGAACGACCAUAUUUAAAAAUGUGUGCAGUGACUUGUGUGUAAUUCUUGAGGACUCAAAAACGCGUGCUUCAGUCCACACACAAAUACGAAGCAAUUUAACCACAUUUAUAAAAGUUUUACAAAUGCGUAUAUCCAAACCUGAAUAAAUUGUGCAUAAAUAAUCACUAUUUAUUAACCUCAGCUCCAAGAAUUGGAUAAUUUUCUGGUUCAAAAACCUUUCUGUGUGUAGAAAUGUGUAAAAUUACACGUAACAUCUCUCUCGCUGGUUUACAGAACCUUACAUGUAUGUGCUUCACCUCAUACACACAGAUAGCAUGGUGGGGGAUUGAGACAAAUGUCCCACUGUCAGCUCCCCUGAGCUGCUUUCAUGCCCCAUUGCAAAACUUGGACAUCUAGGCUUUGUCUCUAUUCCUGCAUUCUUUUAUUUUACAUUUAUUGGUUUUCUUUUGAUAAAGCAGGCGUUAAUUUUUCUAAAUGAACAGAACAGCUCACUUCACUUCUGUAUGCUGACAAACAUGUGAUCCUGCUUUUUACUCCUUUGUUAUGAUUUAAUUUGAUGCUCUGUAGCCAUGCAGCGACAGAGUUUGCAUAUAUUAGAAUGUUAGGUUCAGUGAUGUCAUCAAAACAGUUUUAAAAAGGGACCUUUCAAAGUUCCAACUACAUACAAAAUCAAAUAGUUAUUAGUGAGUUUAGUCCAGGGAGUACAAUUUUGAAGCAGUUUCUGACAUGUCGUCAAAAUCUUGGCCGACCUUUACUACACCACGUGCUGUGGGUGAAAGUAAAUAUCUAGAACGCCACACUGAGCCCUGGUCCUUCAGGAUAGAGGACAGGACGUCAGAUGGGCGAAUCAAGAGCUCCAAAAGAAAAGAUGGUUCCACAGAGAGAUUGGAAAAAGCUUCAAAAAUAAGAAAGGACAGCGAAAAUCCAACCCCAGGCCCCAGCCAUGUUUUCUUUGAGAAGUCUGCUUUCAGAAAGAAGAGCAGCAAAAGAAAGAACAGAACAGAAGAACCAUGCAGUAAAAAGAGGAGGACAUCAAGCUCACAGGAGUCCAACAACUCCAUCGAUGAGACAGAUAAUCCUUUACCUAACACAUACAAAAGUCACAGUAAAGAGGACUUUGAAGAAAAAUAUGAAGAGCAGGAUGUGCUGGGUGAAGGACAGUUUGGGAAAGUAUUCUGUGGAAAACGCAGAGAAGACAAUUUCCAAGUGGUUAUAAAACAUGUUUCUCAGAAGUCACUCGACCGCCAACCAAUGCUUCUUAAUGGUGAAAAGACCAAAAUUCCUAUGGAGGUGGCAUUGCUGAUAAAAGUGGGGGCAGGACCAGAGGCUACAAGCAGCAAUGUGACCCCAGUUUUACUCGACUGGUAUGACUUAGAAAAAGAACUUGUUAUGGUCUUUGAAGGGAGCAAAAACAACAUAGACUUGGAAGUUUACCUGUUGAAAAGAAGAGAAAUGAUUUGUGAGAGCGACAUUAAGGCCAUAAUGAGACAGUUGGUAGAUGCAGCCACUGAAAUGCACUCCAAGGCAGUCACUCGAAGAAAUGGGAGAAAAUCACCGGCUCUAAACUUGCCGUUUAACGCCACCAAAGCCGAUUGCAUCACAGUUUUGCAGCUGGGCAGGGUGAUGGAUAGGCUGUUACACAACAUCUUCCAAGUCACCUCUGCCAAUAAGGUGUCUUUGAAGCGUACCGAUAUUUCAGAAAACUGCGAGAGUUUUCUGUUAGGUUGUCUGGCAGACAGUCAUGAAGACCGCCUCACCCUGGAGGAACUUCAAAAUCAUCCCUGGUUCAAAUGACUCAUCGACUCCAAGCACAACAGGGUUACAGAGCAUAAGCUCUAACAGAGAAGUAUUUGGUCAAAUUCUGAAGCCAUGUCACAUAUCUGUGUACGUUUUUAACAAUUAUGUCAUUUUUACAGGGCCAGCCCUCUAGAGGCACCCCACAAAAACCACGAGAUCGCAGUGGAACCACCCCCAGCAAUCCGUGGAAAGGGGAUCUCUCUUUGAAUUGCCUUUCCCGAGGUUUCUUCUCAAGUUUUUGAGGAGUUUUUCCUCGUCUUCUUAGAGAGCUUGUGCUGGGUUAAAAACUGUUGCUACUAGGAACCUGAGUUAUAAAUACAGGUGCAUAGUGGCAACCUGUAUUGCUACACUGAUCAAUUGAUCAAUUAAUUAUUCAUGAAUCAAUUUAACCAAAAAAAUUAUUGGACAAAUCUAAAGAAAUGUAUUAAUCAGGGAAUUAGUAGCAACAGUAAUUGGACAAUCUAAAUUUAUCAGUUAAUUAAUAAAUAAAUCUGAAUAAUUCA
Messenger RNA from Oreochromis niloticus (Nile tilapia), 3299 nucleotides. RefSeq names its product serine/threonine-protein kinase pim-2. Gene Ontology annotation, molecular function: protein serine/threonine kinase activity; ATP binding. Bases 1726 to 2793 code for a protein of 355 amino acids. Gene Ontology annotation, cellular component: cytoplasm. The transcript is spliced from 10 exons. Gene Ontology annotation, biological process: protein autophosphorylation; regulation of mitotic cell cycle; negative regulation of apoptotic process. Lineage: Eukaryota; Metazoa; Chordata; Actinopteri; Cichliformes; Cichlidae. The record is from RefSeq and is a predicted model, not a curated record.